GAGCUUUGCUCUUUCGCAGGAAUUCCUCCCAAACCACCACCCCUCUCCUGGUGAGAGAGAGGGAGCCCCUGGGUACAAGGGAAAGCUCUUCUACCCUGCCCAAAACUCUUACGCACGUACCUGGGGGCCGCGUGGGAAGCAGGCAGGACAGCAUGGUGCGGCGUGUGGCGGUGGUGGGCGCGGGCGUCAGCGGGCUGGCGGCCACCAAGUGCUGCCUGGAAGAGGGGCUGGAGCCCACCUGCUUCGAGCAGAGCGAGGACGUCGGGGGGCUCUGGCGCUACACGGACCAGGCAGAGGAAGGCAGAGCCAGCAUCUACCGCACUGUCUUCACCAACUCCUGCAAAGAGAUGAUGUGUUACCCCGACUUCCCCUUCCCCGAUGACCACCCCAACUACAUGCACAAUGCCAGGCUCCAGCACUACAUCUGCAAGUAUGCCGAGCACUUCGACCUCCUCCGGCAUGUGCGGUUCAAGACCCUGGUCACCAAGGUUAAAAAACGCCCUGACUUUUCUGUGACGGGGCAGUGGGAGGUGGUGACCCAGAGAGAUGGGAAGGAAGAGACGGCGGUUUUUGAUGCUGUCAUGGUUUGCUCUGGGCAUCACGUCUACCCAAACCUCCCCCUCGCUGACUUCCCAGGAAUACAGAAGUUCAAAGGCUGCUACUUUCACAGCCGAGAGUACAAGGAGCCGGAGAAGUUCAGAGGGAAGAAGGUGCUAGUGAUAGGCUUGGGCAACUCCGGCUGUGACAUUGCCGUGGAGCUCAGCGCCGUGGCGUCGCAGGUCUACCUGAGCUCCCGAAGUGGGUCCUGGGUGAUGAGCCGCGUCUGGGACAACGGCUACCCCUGGGACAUGCUGGUCAUCACUCGUUUCCGUACCUGGCUGGGGAACACGCUCCCCAGGGCGCUCAGCGACUGGCUGUAUGUGAGAGGCAUGAACCGAUCCUUCAAGCAUGAGAACUUCGGCCUCAUGCCACUGAACAGAACUUCCCGCAAGGAGCCAGUGUUCAACGAUGACCUCCCGAGCCGUAUCGCCUGCGGCGUGGUGGUGAUGAAGCCAAACGUGAAGGAGUUCAGAGAAACGUCCGUCUUGUUCCAAGAUGGGACUGUGCAGGAUGAUGUCGAUGCAGUAGUCUUCGCCACUGGUUACAGUUACACCUACCCUUUCAUGGAGGAUGAUUCCAUCAUCAAAAGCAGGGACAAUCAGGUCACCCUCUACAAAGGCAUCCUCCCUCCUCAGCUUGAGAAGCCAACCAUGGCAGUCAUUGGGCUGGUCCAGUCCCUCGGACCCAUCAUCCCAACAGCGGACCUCCAGUGCCGCUGGGCAGUCAAGGUGUUUCAAGGACAGUGCACUCUCCCUCCAGUCAGUGAGAUGAUGGAUGACAUUGAUGAGAAGAUGGGGAAGAAGCUCAAGUGGUACGGGAACAGCACCACGCUGCAGACAGAUUAUAUCACCUACAUGGACGAGCUGGCCUCGGCCAUCGGCGUGAAGCCCAGCGUGCUGAAGCUCCUGCUGACAGACCCGCGGCUGGCCCUGGAGGUCAUCUUCGGCCCCUGCAGCCCCUACCAAUUUCGGCUGAUGGGCCCGGGGAAGUGGAGCGGGGCCAGAAAGGCCAUCCUCACCCAGUGGGACCGAACGCUGCAGGCCACGCGGACGCGCGUCACCCCCGCCGCCCCCACUGCCUUCCCCUGCCUGGCCGUGCUGGGGGUGCUCUUCCUCCCGCUCCUCCUCCUCCUCGCCACCCUCUACUUCUAGGAGAUCCCAGAGGGAUGCAGUGAGGAUGGGGAGGGAUGCAGGAGUACCAGGCAGUGUGUGUGGGAUGCUUUCUCCCACUGGGCAAUGCGUGCUGCUGCCUUGCUCAUUAACCCCCCCCCCCCCCAAAAAAAAAAUUAUUCAUCAAGAGAUCCCUAAAAAAUGGCAUUGAUAAAUGGGCUGCAAUCUCUAUGCCUGGUAAAUUUGGGAGGUUUCUCAGCUGGGGCUAUGAAAGAGUGUAAAUACCAGCCCUAGGAAGUAAUGUUGGUUAUUUUAUCCCUCUAAAUGUGUUUUAGUAGUAGUGCAUUGCUACACGUCUUUAAAUCUCCCUGUCUACUGUUUAUUUUUCUGGUGGAAAACUGGAGUCAAUGCGUUUUGGUUUUUUUGAGAAAAGUUUUGGGGUAGAGCUUAUGCUCUAGCUAAAACAAGCUUGCACGUAUUGGUUCUUUUGAAAAAUAAUUUUCAUAACAAGUAAAGAAAAAGAUCCAUGUUUUUCUCCAGAGGCAAAAGAUGCCCAAAUGAAAAAAAGUUCAGAUCAAAAUAUUGAGAAGAAUACUCUGGUAUAUAAAUAAAGGGCUCACCAGCUCUCAGAACAACAUCUGGACUUUGCUGGAACAUGUGGGCGUCCAAAAGCUGAGAUGAACCGUGUCUGGCAGCCAAAAUGCCCAGCCGGGGCUGUGUAACCCAGUGCCGUGGUUGCUGCAGCCAUGGUGAGAGCAUCCCCAGAGAGGUCCUUCUCCAAGCCGCUUUGCUUCCCACGGGGCGUCCCGGGCCCCACAGGGACAGCUUGGAUGGGCACCCGUGCCUUGGUGGGGGUGGCAGGGAUGUGCCAGCUGCCCAUGCCAGGGUGGGGAGGGGCAAAGCCUCCAAGGUUCACCCUCACCUGGGCAGGUGGGGAGGAGCUGGACUGAUCCUGGUGGGCUGCUGAACUCCUGCUGUGGCUGGAUCCUGGGGGCUUUUCCUUUGCAUCCAUCUGCCAGGGGUGGAACCAGCCCAUGGCGUAAUUUUGGUGUUCCCAAGGAAGCGCUCUGCCCGUGGGUAGCUGCAGGCAUCUCUGUGUUUCUUCUCUAUAUGGCAAGAACUUACAGUUUUGGAAAAUGCUCCAUGGUUUUAUGAAAGGUAUCACGUAAAUGCAAAAUAAUAUCAUUACUGUGAGCUCUAGCCCUGGAAGCGAGCCAACGGGACACCUGCCGUCCCCUUUUCAGUGCCUCUGCCCGAGUGCUCUGCUAACGCGUUUCUUCCUACCAGGAGACGAAGAGGUUUGCCUGCUCCUACCUCUUCCAGUCCAAAUGACACAUACCCGUGGUGGGAAGCAAUCCCUUCCUAUGACUGUAGUCCAGCUCAAAAGACCUCAGACCCCACCGUCUAGCUCAAAUGCAAGU
Messenger RNA from Grus americana (Whooping crane), 3130 nucleotides. RefSeq names its product flavin-containing monooxygenase 3-like. Lineage: Eukaryota; Metazoa; Chordata; Aves; Gruiformes; Gruidae. The coding region runs from base 153 to 1751 and encodes 532 amino acids. The transcript has 9 exons. Gene Ontology annotation, molecular function: NADP binding; flavin adenine dinucleotide binding; N,N-dimethylaniline monooxygenase activity. The record is from RefSeq and is a predicted model, not a curated record.